AUGGAAUUUAAAGCUCUCUCGAAGAAAAUUUCCUCAGCAAGGCUGGGAGCAAAAGUGAAGUGUGAAUUCAUAAAGGAAGGAAAAGUGGAGUAUGUAGAUUGAUGCAAAAAUAAAUAAUAGCGCUUGUGCAAUUUAACAAAUUGAUUCAACUUUUUCGUGUGUCCUUUUAGAUUAAAGAUGACAUCAAAAUAUAUUAAGAUUGACCAAAGUAGUUGUAAAUUGGUCACAAAUCAGUUCUUAUAACAUUUUUUCAUGUACGUGUUCUGUGAUCUGAGAAGUCACACUGCACUUCAUGCUGGCAAAAUGAAAUUAUUUGCUUUCAAGGAUGAUCUUUUCCGUGGAAAAAGCGACGGUGCAGAUUGCGCUACCGAUUGGAUCGACCAUGUUUUUGCGAUCAUGAUUUGUACAUUCUUUUUGUUAUUUUUUAUCUUGAACUUGCGUGAAAAUUUGUGCAUUCGACUCUUGCAAGCGAUCAGGUUUCAGCGGGAUCUCCGCUUAUAGGUUUGGCUUUUUUGGCUUGCCUUACCUUAGUUUCACAAUACCUUCCUUUUCAGGGGAGUGUUUUAAACAUUUUGCUACAAAAGAACAUUUUUGAGAAGUACAAUCGACAAAUGUUUAGAGUGUAGCGUUGCGUCUUUUUUUCUUCCUGUCCCGAUGUUAUAUGAUAUAUAAUAUGCCUGGCAUUUGCAGAAAUUGCACAAAAGUAACUAAGGCUAGGGCCAAACGUCGAAUUUUUCAUGCAACAAAUCAAACUGAGUGAGUUAACUUCUUCUAAAUUCAUGAUAAGUUCGACGUUUGUCUCAGAUUAAGUUCGUUUUACUGAGUUUGGAUCUACAAACGCGUUCUAUCAGUCCAAUCAGACGGAUAGAUGGUGUAAAGGUGCCCCGUUUGAAGCAAUAGCAGUGGUGUUCGUCGAGAAAACGAUGAUUUUCCACAUAGCGGGGUUCCACCGUACGACUGUAAACUUUUUCGCGUCAUAUCUUUUUCUUUACUUAGUUCGACGCUGGGUUAAAGUUCCACGCUUCAUCCAGCAAAGGCCUUAACUAAAUCAAGGUCGACCCAAAUGGCAAUUUGGCUCGUCCCAUGAAAAGUUCGACGUUCGCGCCGUUUUUUUCUGUUUUCUACAUGUUAUUAACUACUAGACUUUUAUGUACUAUUUAGAAGAAUUUUUCUGAUUCUACUGUUCGAUAUUUUCUCUCAAAGUGAGGAUGAUAUGCAGAGUAACUUCAGCCAUCUCAGUGAAGCUGAGUUCACAUCAAGACUUUCUGAGCUGGCAGAAUACAGUGACGAGGAGGAGGAGAAGAACGAAGAAGAGAAGAAGGAAAACAGCUCAAAUAAACUUGCAGAUCGUUCAAAACUGUAAGUAUGUUGAGGGACUACUGAUAUCCAUUCCUUGCCUUUUUCGUAUGGGUAUUUCUCUACACACCACCCUAAGUGAUACCCUUAUAGCCAAAAAUAUUGGCCUUUCGUCCCAAACGCCUCAAGUGAGACCAAAAUUUGCAAUUUACACCCCUAAGCGAGUCGACGAGUUCCCAACACUUUAGAUGGAAAUCCCCUCUCCCAGGCCCCCGUCCCUUUGUCCGUUCGUCCGUCCGUCGUAUUCUCCUUCCGCGUGUCCGUCCUACCAAUCAAUCAAUCAUCAAUCAUCAAUCAAUCAAUGAAACAAACAUCUAACUAGUCAGUCAGACAAUGAAUUAAUCAAUGUACAUUUUUUUUUUAUCAUACAACUACUGGGACUUGGUCCCAGAGUUUUGUGCAGUUAAUUUGUUGAAGGAUCAUUCAGGUAACUAUAAAAUUAAAGGAUGUUUUUCGUGUUUAACACCUUAUUCUCUCACAGUACCUGGUCUCAGUUCAUCGAUGAAAUGAAAACGCUGGAAUAUCAAAAUCUUGUUGUGAUUGGUAAUCCUCUAGCUGAUACUCCAACUAAUGACGUCAGUCAAGGUGAGACAAUAAAUAUUAAACCGUCCAUCUGACCAAGCGAUUUUGUUGAAGUUCCUUACCACGAGCUGCUAUUUCAAGUUUCCGAUCAUUAUCCAUGCGCAUUCUUGCCAUCCGCUGCAACAGAAAACAGGAAACAGUUUCAAUACCUAAAUAUGGCCUUAAAUAAUUUAAAAAAACUGGACCAUUGUUUUGGAAUUCAAUUAAUGCGAAAAAAGUUUUAGCGUUUUGAAAAGAUAGCAAAUAGCAUGACAUAGUCCCUUUAACUCGUCCACCACUUUACCAUGGCCCUACAACCAACAAACAACAACAACAAACCAUUUUAUUUGCCAACGUAAAAAACAUUUACAAAGAAAAGAAGAAAUUAAAAUAUAUCAGGUAAAAAACUAUACGAGCUGAGUAGUUACAAUAAUUAAAUUACAUUUUAUAGGGUUGUGACACACGAAAGAUAAAGAGAAAAAAAUCUUGAAUGUAGCAGAAAAAAUAAUAGUAAUGAAAAAUAGGUAAAUUAAUUAAUUUAAUUAAAAUAACGUAAAAUACUGUAGAACAACAGAAAACAAAAAAGCUUAGACUUAGAGACAGAUUUACAGGCUCAGUCCGAUAGCUACAGCCGUAAACUCUUGGAAAGAAACAGAGAGAGAAGAAAAGUCGUCAGUGCUGCACUGGAAGAUCUAACAGAAUGUGAUGAAGAAGAGGAGCAGAACCCGUCUCUAAACAUAUCCACUUCGCCAGUGUCUUCGUUAAGUUCUUUCAAAAACAAGUUUUCGUUUAAAGGAAGAAGUAAGGUAAGGAGAGACGCGCCUUUAACUGUUUAAGCAGUAAUAUCAACAAGUAUAUUCUCCACAGUGUUUUUCGUUUUUUUUUACUACCAAUCAUGGGAAUUUGAGUUGAUUUUCCUCAUUUUCUUUACUCUCGAGAUUAACAAGUGCAUGUUGAGUAAAAAGUGCUGUUGAAAGAAGAAAUAAGGUUCUCACGUUGCUCGCUAUUAAGGUUGAACGUUCAAUGAGCGUAAAAAUAUUCCACGAUUAUUUCCGUUAAGUCAACGUAGAGGUUUGUGACAGGCUGGAUAAGCGACUGUCACGAUGUUUGUUGCCCGCAAUUCUGAGUUACUUCCGCAACAUAAUAUCGAUCUGCUGAAAUACAAUUAUAUUACUCCCAUCCUCUAUAUGGUUUCUCAUCCAUGUAUUUUUCGUGCUCCUUUUUCUUCUGCAGUCCAAGUCCGAAGAUACCCUCGGAGAUAUCCAGGUAUUUACUACGGACACUCUGUUGUUAACCUGUAUUAAAAUCAGUCAAGAAACCCUGGAUAUAACUCCCAUACAAGGGCGUUUAUCCUCUCUUUUUGCCAGAUUUAAUUUUUAAUUUGUUUCAUGUGUACACCUGUUUAAAUGUAUCUGUUCACUGUUCCUUUAUUGUAACAACGAACGUAUUGAUAAGCAUUUGGCUAUGCAGUAUACACCCCGUAGUAAGCCCUUGUUAUUUGCGGGUGGACCUGCAUUUUAUAAGUGUAAAUUUCUUUGGAAUGAAUAAGCAUACGAGACAAGAAGACGUCCUGAAAGUAACGUCUUUGUACAGAAUGUAAUAUAGACAAACUUUGUUUCAAGUAUAAAGAUCCAUCUUGUUCAGGGUUCGUACAGUCGUAAAGGUCCUUGAAUUUAAGGGAAAGUCCUUGAAUUCAAUUUGCCUUGAAAAGUCCUUAAAUUUCUAUGCAAGUCCUUGAAAAGUGCUUGAAUUUUCUUCAACUUUGAAUUUAGUGGCCUGGAAAGUGUUUUUUGAUGCUUUUUGGUUGUCCAACAGAGAAUAUGAAUCACAGCUCAGAGAAUUUAAAGGUUAUUUACGCUGAGUGCUCUAUGUUUUAUGCAAUAAUUAACUAUCAAUUUAAGACAGGUGAACUGAAAAAUGUAGAGAAGUUGGUGAAGCAAACAUUUCAAGCCUUAAAGCCUUAUUAGAAUAGACUGGGAAUGCACAUUUUUGUACAAUCUGUGAAAUUAUACUCCUAGUAGAUGGUCCUUGAAAAGCUAAUGUGGUACUUGAAAAGUCCUUGAAAAAUGGUUGUAAUUUUUUGUAUGAACCGUGUUGUUGUGGUGUUGCCCUUGGUCCUUCCAGCGAAGUGACGACCGUGGGUUGAGAUUGUUGUUGGUUCUCUAGCUUCUUUAAUUCAAGAGGUUAAUUUCCGGGUGCUUCAGUUUUCCCGUCUCUCCAAAACUGACCCGACAUUUGCAAAUCCCGCAAGAGCGCUCUUUAGGUUUUUCGUGCGUUUACAAAUGAUAUUUACACUUUACAGUUACAAAGAUUACACCCUAGAGAUGUGCAGUGUACGUCGGAUGCGUACCUGCUACUCAAGACAUAGCAGCUACCGGUCAACUGCUGUAAAAGAUUCAAAAUUCUGUUUGAUUUUGGUUUGAUUAUUGUUUAUUACAGGGACUACCUCCGGAGAGCCCUAAAAGCCGAGUUUCAGAAUGGCUGAAGGAAAAUGUGAUGGAAGAUACUGACAGUCAAAUGAGAGCCGAGUAAGUGCAAAACUGAACGACCUCAUAUCGUGAAACGUGUUUAGGCUUUGUAGCUGACGGUUUUACCGAAGGUCGAUCAAGGAAAAUUACCAAUGAAGUUGCGUGAAGAAUUGAAUAAAGUUGGUUUUUCUCCUUUCUGAUACCCGUUCAGCUGGUUUUUUCCCGCGAAGUUUCCAUCGUGUUCCAACAACACCGCCAAUUAUGCAAGUUAGAAACUUGUGGAAUACCUUGUUUUUCUUGCUCGUGCCGGCUGGGGUGGGGUGGGGGCGUUAGGCGAUGUCAGAGGUUUUCCGUAUGUGGCUUUAAAGCACGCUUAUAUCGAGAUCCUUGGUGUUUAUUUUCUAUUUCACGGAUUUUUGCUUGUAGAAAACUGGAGAAGGAGAACAUGGAUCUUAAGGCUUGGAACCAGAAACUCGUUACCAAAGUUACUGACCUGGAAAAUGAGAAGGCGGAGCUCCAGUCCGAACUUGAACAGAUGCAGCUACUUAACAAGUUCAAAAACACGGACUUUAUCAAAGAAAGAGAUGAAUUACAAGGGGAGAUUUCAGAGUUACAAUUACUAGUCGAAGAUUUGAAAGCGCAGGUUAGAAAAAAAGGCGAUCGGCGAAAGUCUUCUUUGGCGUACUUUCCUGAAUUAUGGAAUGAAUGCAUUAUUUAUACUACUUCGUUUAGGAGACUUGGCGUAAAUGCUCAAAUUGGCGCCUCCCUUCCAAAAACUUCUCUCCUUUGAAUAGGCCAUCCCCCCCUUAACAUUUUUCCUUACUGAAUAUACGGUGCAUGGUACGUUUAUCUUUAAUGAAUGUGGCAUAGAAUGCACAAUCACUGCAGAAUGACCAUUGGAGGACAUCAGACUGAUAGAUGUUCAAGAAGCGGCUCCCUUGACCAUAGUGCUUGAGGUUAGCGACAGAAAUGAGUUACAACAAAACGUUCAAAGCCAAGAAUGUGCACCACACGCACCAACAAAAUUACGUAUAUGCUGAACGAUACAUUCUAGUUCUCCUUUUUAAUUCAGUUUACAGUUUUUUUCAAAGAAAAAAAGACAAAUGUUAAGAGUGAUGUAAGGGUCGCCACCUCUCCUCUCAAAACAUAAAUAAAAAAAAUAAAAAACAGAAAAGUGCCCUGCCUGGGCGGUAAUUUGAGCAUGUCGAGCAUUAGCGUUAUUAGAGCUUUUUAGAGCCUCCCAAUCUCGCUCCCAGAGGCCGCGAUCUUUUUGUACAGCGAUGGAGAUUACUAAAAUCCACGGUACAAAAGUAACGGAGGCUCUGGGGACGAGAUUGGAGCAAGAGUCAAGGGUUGCAGUAAUUGGGUCGUUCUUUUUUAUUUGGACCCGAGGACUGUUUUAAAGCACAACCGUCUGUCCUCAAUGUAUACCAUGUCAAAAUUAUGACGAUGUUUUCCGUUUAAAUUCCUGGGAUGUUUGUAGAUUGCUUGAUGUUGACGGUCUUUGUGAGUCUUUUUUAAUCAUCCUUUGAACGCCUUAUAGCUCCAGCGAGCGGAAACAGAGCUGGACAACUCAAAGGAAAAGCAAAACUUUUCUUCUAGUAUUGAGGUAAGGAUGUCUUGCCUAACUUGAUUUUUUGCCAAGUUGUUUGUUUUACCCAGUUAUUGCUGUGUCGAUAACCAAUGAGUUAAUCAAUCCUUUAUAUAUAUUUUUUGCAAGAGUUUCUGCUAUGAACUAAGACAAAAAAUACAGUGCUUUUUGUGAAAUUGUCUAUCCCAACCUCGACCUCUUUCUAUCGUGUGCUGCUCACUUUUAGUGGCGGAUUCAGGUCUUUAAGUUAAUGGGAGGUCCGCUCAUCUAAUUCCUAUGAUAAGGAUAAAUUGUUCUUAACCCUGAGUGACUCAGUUUGGCCUAAAAAUAAGUUGGGGACCCAGGUUUUCGGGCCACUGCCCUAAAUCCGCCACUGCGCAUGCUCCUUGGGGUGGAGUACAGGAUAGAUUUAUUCUCUCCUACAGCCCGGCUUCUCCACAUUUAUUUCUCUUUAAGUGCGUUGCCAUAUUAUAAUGAUCUGCCGCUUCCCUUCAGGUAUAUUUGCUAUAUAAUUACUUCGAUACAAUUAGGCUUAAAUACUGAAUAAUAUGAAGAUGAGGAGCCUUAGUUUCAGUUGAACAUGGAAUGUUGGGCGAAGCAAAAUGAUACAUGUAACCUCAGCGUUCUCACCCAUUAUUCAGCCUUAUAGCAUUGCCUUGUUUACGCAAUUCUGGAAGCCCAGACUACAACAAUAUUAAUCUAAAUAAUCUAAGUUGAUGCUUUAACGUAAAAUACAUAUUCUCGCUUUCUUUGUAAGGCAAGCACUUUAAUUAAAACUCAGCUCAUGACAAAUAUAAUUGUAAGGUUUUUAUUUUUUAAUGCACUGCUAAUGUUCUUAAAAUGCAUGGAGGUAAAUUGAAUGCUAAGAAAAUUGAGGUAAGAAAUAUUUUUGCAAGUGAAAUCUUUGCUACUCACGCCUUAAUAGACAUUUAGAAAAAUACCAUAAUAUUAUUUUAAGUGCUGGUCUACUCUCCUAUUACGUAGGAGUACAACGUCCUUAUUUCGAUUUCCAUUUGCUUGAUAUGCCCCUUUGAUACUAACGUACCAGUGAAACGUUGGUAUUAUGUUCUGAGAUUUUGAAGGCGCCUUUAUGCCAGCGUUGCAAUGGUGCGUUCGUUUUCAGAUGCGCUUCAAGUAUUAUGUAAAUUGCCAAGAAGCAGCUGAAGGGCACGCAUACUUCGUGUCGAAAAUGGGACGUGGGACUUUGACUCUUCCUGAAUGCGAGGCUUAACCUGCCCUUUUAAAGAAUGUUAUAGUAUUUUUUGGAGAGGCCUAUUGGCAGCUGUUUAUUGGCCAUACUUUUUUCUGCAAUUCUAAUUAAAUACUUAACCACGCAGGUCGAAAUAUCUUCCCUUUUCUGUGUUUUUUUUUAAUUUGAAAACUCGUGCCACUAUUUAUUCAGUUGAAGUACUGUCCCGUGUUACCCUCGUUAAAUAAAGUUGAUUAUUAUUAUUAUUAUUAUUAUUAUUAUUAUUAAUGUUUUAGAGCUUUAAGCGACAUUCAUACGCGGACGUUGAAACCACUUAAGAAGCGAAGUUAGACUCUGCCAGUAACAUUGACGACGGCGUUGGAUGUGCAGAGACCGGGGGGAGUAUAUAAAAGACGUUGCCUUUAAGCUGUUAACUGUUUUUUCACAGCUUUGUCAAGUUAGAGGCUGGCUAUGUAAGAGAGGUGUGAAAGGACUCACUGGAAGAAGAUGGAGACGCCGCUGGUUUUCUACUGAUAAAAAUGGCAGGCUCUAUUAUUAUCAGAAAAACAACAACACGUUGCCUAGAGGGUACGUAGCUGGGUAUCCUGUGACACUUGUCUUUUAGGGAAAACUCGCCGAAGAAGGUCCUUUUGCAGUCAAUCAUAAUUCUUCACUCCAUAAUUUAUAUCGAAAAUGAGUACCAAGCCUUUAGCACAAAGAUUGCUGGGAUCGUGUGUGUGGACAAUGUAAACUAUGAUUGGUUGAUUGGUUCCCUUGGUAGCCUGCGAGCAGCAGACGCAUUUCCGGUCGUUGGAAAUAGCGUCGCUAUUUUUCGGAGGGAGAGAAGCGACGACCGGAAAUGCGUCUGCUGUUCGCAGGCUAUUCCCUUGGAUACUAUGGAUUAUUUAUAACUAGCGCGUGUCCACGCAAACGAUUCUAGAAAUCGUUGCCCCGACAGCUUGUAUCCAUUCGCCCUGUAGUUUACUGGAGUGGUGAAUAGUGAGACUGUAUACAAUGGCCACAUCAUUUUCAUGGACAGAAAAUGUCAUGUUUUGAACAAACGGACAGGUCGUUCUAUUGCAUACACUGUAUCUGUUGUAGACGAAAUCUACUCUCAGGUUAAACCAAUAUUCAACCUAGUUUGAUUCAGAAUUUCCUUCGUUUGCUGAUUUGAUGAAGGGUACAAACAAAGUCCUAAUUUAAGCGCAAGACGGAUUUUUUCUUACAACUUAUCUUGUGUAAUUUGUGCUGAGUUGCGUCGAACCCAGUUUACGCUACGCUCUGUUUUAUCUCCUGCAGUCUAAUAAUAAAAUAUUAUUGGAUGAGGUUUUUGUGAUACCUGGAAGAUGUUAUUAUCAGCCGAAACUUAUAAUACUUACUAAUGCGUUGAUAAUUCCGCAUAUUACAAUCAUCUAAUGAUUGUUUUGAUAAACACUCAUCAAAGAAAGUAACGACAAACGCAUCCUCGGAGACCCAGGGGCAGUUAUACGGGCGAGGGAAAGUCUAAACGGGCGGAAAAAUAUGGCACGAAGAAAAGUAAAGAACGGAGAGAAGAGCCCCUGGGGACAAUGUCUUACCAGACCAGUUCCAAACGGUCGCCGCCGUUCUGCCUUCUCAUUGGGCAGAAAAACACAAAAGUUUUCUGGCACCAAUCAGAAGUCAAAACUGCCACGACCGUUUGGAACUGGUCUGGUAAGACAUUGUCCCCAGUUUCUCAAAUGAAACACAAUCUAUUUUUUUCCAAAAAAGAAGGUACGAAUAUGCGAUUAAAGAAAUUUUACACCGUUCAUGGAAGACUUCCUGUGCAGUUUUGGUGUAUGUUUUUAAACUUUCAGAGUCUUUAUCUUCAAAUAAUUUAUUGAUUUCUUGUUCAGUCGAGGCGGCAAACCGACGAGUCAUGUUUUUGGCUGUGUGCAAAGAUGCCACUCUACACCUGUGACUUGAUGUUGCUCUUAGAAAUCAUGCAUUGCACAAUCGAUCGUGCAUCGUACAAUGUGUAAUUAAAAUAAUAGUUGAAGCGAUAAUGACAACAUAUUAAUCUUUCCUUUUAGACUUCAGUAAACUGUUUAAUGUACCAUCAAUGCCAUAAGACUAAACGACUAAAUUCUUUUUUCGUGGUUUUGUCUCAGAUUCAUUGAUCUUGAUGUAGUGAUCGCUGUUCAGGACCAACCGCCUUCACAGCAAGACAUUAACAAGGCAUGUUUUAAUGUGGUGACGCCCACCCGAACUUACCAGUUAAUGGCGCACGAUGAAGAGGAAAAGCUAAGGUACCGUUCAUAUAAACUAUUGUUUGGAAUUCCUAGAUAUGGUCUGUUUUUGUUUAUGAGAACUGUUUCUUACAAAUGCCGCACGAUCCAUGUGCAUAUGUAUGCAUAGCCAGGAAGGCAAAUUCCCUUAAGAAUAUCACGUGGUCUGAUACUGUGACAUGCGUUUUCCCGCGCUUGAUUCUGAUUGGCUCAUUAUAUUGUCCGCACUUGUUAUAAUUGGUCCGCAUUAACAUUAAGCCUGGAGUCUCUCUCGAUAACACCACUGCUCACAGUGAGACCCAUGUUUGACGAAGCACAGAGCAUCUUGUGACUAAAGCUGAUAUCAUUAUACUUCGUUUUUGAACCGUUCUCUAACGUCAGUCGUUUUUCUAGGUGGAUCAAUGCUUUGGAUUAUUUACGGCACUGGAGAAACCGUCUGUCAACUUGCAAUGAAAAAUAUUAA
This is a messenger RNA of Porites lobata, 9874 nucleotides long. The record is from the annotation of a GenBank genome assembly. NCBI's taxonomy places the organism in Eukaryota, Metazoa, Cnidaria, Anthozoa, Scleractinia, Poritidae.